Messenger RNA from Lichtheimia ornata, 429 nucleotides. RefSeq lists its product as uncharacterized. The record is from RefSeq and is a predicted model, not a curated record. The coding region runs from base 1 to 429 and encodes 142 amino acids. The transcript has 2 exons. NCBI's taxonomy places the organism in Eukaryota, Fungi, Mucoromycota, Mucoromycetes, Mucorales, Lichtheimiaceae.
AUGAACAUUGAUCCAACAAACCGGGAAUCGUUUCAAGUAUAUCGCACUCAGGACAGCAACAAUUUUGAAUCGGACAGCAACAGCUCUGGAUCACAAGAAGACUUUAUUACAAGAACGGAACCUACCUUUGACAUUAUGGAACGAGCACCAGGACAAGCACAAAGGGCUCCUACGGUAGAAGAGCAAAUGUUGACAUUGAUGGCGGGCAUGCAAGAAUUGUUGCGUAACAACCAAAGAAGCACUUCAUUCAUUCGUCCACGGUUACCAGAGCCUGAUUCGUUUGCUGGUGAUCGAUCUCCUGGAGGGGUGGAAAGUUGGGUGCGCACUGUUGAACGUUAUUUGGAGUUGUCAUCUUGGGAGGAGCAUCAAUGGGUUCCAUAUGCGGUGAUGAAGCUACCAUCAACGAAUGGGCCAAGUUCCGCUCCAUGA